This is a messenger RNA of Mercenaria mercenaria, 1906 nucleotides long. RefSeq lists its product as uncharacterized. The record is from RefSeq and is a predicted model, not a curated record. Gene Ontology annotation, molecular function: zinc ion binding. NCBI's taxonomy places the organism in Eukaryota, Metazoa, Mollusca, Bivalvia, Venerida, Veneridae. The coding region runs from base 33 to 1793 and encodes 586 amino acids. The transcript has 2 exons.
CUGAUAAUUCACCUGUACUACCAUAUCAAACAAUGGCAGCAUCACAAAAAAUUUUCUCAGUAAAAUUAACAGAGAAUGAUGUCCCAGGUGCAAAGUUUCAUUGCAGUGAUAUUUCAGAACAUUCUGUUUGUGAACUUAAACCUUGGUUAGAGUGUAGAGGUUUAAAUAUCUCUGGAAAAAAGACAGAUUUGAUUGAAAGAUGCAAAGCUUGCAUUGAAGCUGGCGGUGAUGACGAUAUUAUUAUAUCUAUUGAUGGCGGUAGAUGGUACGAGCAGAAAGUUACUGAAGCCCUAGCCAAGGUGCGUGGGGAAGCGGACAGCUCAGUCAACAUUCCAAUCUUUCCAACAACAGGAUGGAAGAAUUUUCCAGCCGGUGACCUACCAAAAGGGUUUUGUUAUGGUACUAUAUAUGAGCACAUAAUAACAACUGCAAAUACAACAAGAAUCAAUCAGUCAGAUAGCGGUAGUGACAGUGAGGAUGGAAUUAAAGAUUUCAACACCUCAAAACCAAUGUUAAAAGGCAGACAGUAUUUUAUAAGCGGACAUGUGAAGAAUGUUAAACACCAGAUAAAAGAUGAUUUCCAAUUUGUUAAAUGCAAUGUAAUGGCUUCUUACACUGUAAAAACAAACUAUAAUGUCUGUAUUACGUUGAAGUCAACUUCGGGAAAGGUUAUGGAUGCGGCAUGUGAUUGCAAAGCAUCAUCAGUGGGCAGAUGUAAUCACAUUGCUGCAUUACUUUUUUCGUUGGAAGAUUACAUAAUGAAAUUUGGAAAUCAAGUAGCUCCAACUAGCAAACUUUGCACAUGGAAUACUGGUCGAAAAAACAAGCGUGACCCACAGUCAUGUCAAAGUGCAGAUUACAAUAAAAAAUUAAAACCUGACCGGAUUAUAAAGUUUGAUCCUAGAUCAGAGAGUGUUGAUGAAAAAACAUUUGUGGACAAUUUCAUAGCAAGUCUACCAAACAGCAGCUCUGUAAGCAUGAUGCAGCAGGUACUUGAGAUAAAGUACAGUGACUAUGAUGUAGACAAAUUAAUACUAAAACAAAUGACAGACUCUGCUAUCAAAUUAUUUAAAUCUACCUGUACUGAAACAGGACCCUAUGAAGUUCCCAACACCCGUGAACAGACAAAUUCUGAGCAGUGGCAUGCAAGCAGAUGCCUAAGGAUUACAGCAUCGAUUGCUAAGGAGGUCAUUUCAACAAGGACACAAAGGGGUAGAUAUCACCUACUAAAGAGACUUUUAUGGGGAAAGACCUUGCCCGAUAUAAAAGCGUUGCGUUAUGGGAAAAAUCACGAAAACGAGGCGUUUGGUGCAUACUGUAAAAAAGUGAACAAUUCGUACAAAAUUGAAAAAUCAGGACUCUGGAUCAAUCCACAAUAUAUCGAAUUAGGCUGCAGUCCUGAUGGACUAAUAUACAGUAUGGACGGGAACCUUGUCGGUGUAGUGGAAAUUAAAUGCCCUCUGGUACUAGAGAAAUGUCACCCAGCAAAUACAGACUCUUUAAAACGAAAUCAAAAAUAUAAUCUGUGUUAUAGUGUGCACGACGGUGAAAUAAUUGUAAAGCGUACUCACGCAUAUUACCACCAAAUGCAAAUGCAGAUGGCAAUAUGUGACGUGGACAUUUGCGACUUUGUAAUUUGGUCACCAAAGGGAAUUAAGAUCCAGCGCGUUAAGAGAGACAAAGCAUUUUGGGACGAACUGUACCCAAAACUUAUAGAAUUUCACCAUCGCACGCUCAUGCCAGAGUAUCUGGAAAUGAGAAUUCCAAGACGACUUAUGCCUGUGGAACUUUAAAACUGGUUUUGAUUCAUAACUUAACAUAACAAAGAACAUUACAGUACAUGUACUAGUAUUUAUUUUUGUAACAAAAUUCAUACACUGAAUACUAUUAUAUAUUUAAAAGUGGC